This is a messenger RNA of Micropterus salmoides (largemouth bass), 5729 nucleotides long. RefSeq names its product xylosyltransferase I (gene xylt1). Gene Ontology annotation, biological process: chondroitin sulfate proteoglycan biosynthetic process; heparan sulfate proteoglycan biosynthetic process. The record is from RefSeq and is a predicted model, not a curated record. Gene Ontology annotation, cellular component: membrane. Gene Ontology annotation, molecular function: protein xylosyltransferase activity. The coding region runs from base 74 to 2899 and encodes 941 amino acids. Lineage: Eukaryota; Metazoa; Chordata; Actinopteri; Centrarchiformes; Centrarchidae. The transcript has 11 exons.
UUCCAGUCCUUCCUCCCGUCGCGCUCUGCAGAGCCACAGACGGUCCUCCAGCUCCGUGCAGCCCGGUGCGAAGAUGGUUGGCGGCGUGUGUGCUCGCAGGUUGGCCCGCCGGUCGCGGUCCGCCCUGAUAGCUGCCCUCACGGUGCUGCUGGUGCAGACGCUGAUUGUGUGGAACUUCAGCAGCCUCGACUCCGGCGAAGACAGGGAAAACGGAGGCUCCAACGUGCGGGAGAAGAGGGACAACAAAGCCGCUGGCAGCGAUUUCCAGCACGGGGUCCACCAGCGGCAGCGGCAGCAUCUUCCUCCGCCCGGGAAGGGGACGUCUCGCCACAUACAGCAGCCGGAUGGAUAUUACUCCCACAGGCCGAAGGAGAAAAGUAGAGUGGACAGCAACAAUGAGAACUCUGUGCCCAAAGACUUUGAGAACAUAGACAAUAGUAACUUCGGUGCGCGCUCACAGCCACACCGGCAGUCUGUAGGGGCCACCAUCGGCAAGCGGGAGAAUCUGCAGGAGAAGGCCCACGCCCAGCAGCAGGCCUGGCGGGACAGCUCCCCAAGUCUGGGCCGCAGCUCAAACGAAGUGCUGCCUGUAGGCCACCAGCCGCUGGUAGUGGGCAACAAUGCCUCCUACCCAGGUGGUCGGGGCAUCGCAGGAGAGUCGCAGCAACACUACCAUACCUCGCAGGCCCAGCAAGCACAGUCGCAGCACAGACAUCAGCACCCACACAGGAGGCAGUCGACUGCAGCACCGCUGGAGGUGACUUACGACCAGCCACCUAAGUGUGAGAUCAGUGGGAAGGAAGCCAUUUCAGCUCUAUCCAGAGCCAAGAGCAGGGAGUGCCGGCAACAGAUUGCUGAAGUGUACUGCAGACACAAGGAAGGGCAGUUAAUGCCCGAGAAGGUCACUCGCUACUGCCCCCUCGAGGGUAAAGCCAAUGCUAACGUCCAGUGGGAUGAGGACUCCGCUGAGAGCUUUCCAUCAAAACCAGUGAGAAUAGCGUUUGUCCUGGUGGUCCAUGGACGAGCCUCUCGCCAGUUUCAACGCCUCUUCAAAGCCAUCUACCACACCUCGCACUACUACUACAUACACGUCGAUCAGCGCUCUAACUACCUGCACAGGCAGGUACAUGCCUUGGCUGCCCAGUAUACGAAUGUGAGGGUGACACCCUGGCGCAUGGCCACUAUCUGGGGCGGUGCCAGUCUGCUGACCAUGUAUCUUCGCAGCAUGGCGGACCUGCUGGCCAUGAGGGACUGGAGCUGGGAUUUCUUCAUCAACCUCAGCGCUGCCGACUACCCCAUCAGGACCAAUAACCAGCUGGUGGCCUUCCUGUCUAAAUACAGAGACAUGAACUUCAUCAAGUCCCACGGCAGGGACAAUGCCAGGUUUAUCCGUAAGCAGGGUCUGGAUCGUCUGUUCUACGAGUGUGACACCCACAUGUGGAGGCUGGGUGACCGUAAAAUCCCAGAAGGCAUCUCCGUGGAUGGUGGAUCAGACUGGUUCCUUCUCAACCGCGUGUUCAUCGAAUAUGUCAUCAACUCCAAGGACGACCUGGUAACCAACAUGAAGCGCUUCUACGCCUACACUCUGCUGCCUGCUGAGUCAUUCUUCCACACUGUGCUGGAGAACAGUGCCCACUGUGAGAGCAUGGUGGAUAACAACCUGCGCAUCACCAACUGGAACCGCAAACUGGGCUGCAAGUGCCAGUACAAGCACAUUGUCGAUUGGUGUGGAUGUUCCCCGAAUGACUUCAAGCCUGCAGACUUCCACCGCUUCCAGCAAACGGUGCGGCCCACCUUCUUUGCCAGGAAGUUUGAAGCCAGCGUGAACCAGGAGAUAGUGAACCAGCUGGAUGCCUACCUGUUUGGACCGUUUCCCCAGGGAACGCCAAGCCUAAAUUCAUACUGGGAGAGCGUGUACGACGAGCCAGAUGGCGUGGCCAGUCUGUCGGACACGCAGCUCACAUACUACCACUCCUUCUCCCGACUGGGCCUGGCCAGAGCUGCCACCUCGCUGCAGGGAAACCCACAGGAUCACAGCUGCAGGUACUUCCCCAUGGGCCACCCGGUGUCAGUGCAUCUCUACUUCCAGUCAGACCAAUUCCAGGGCUACCUGGUCAAGCACCAUGCCACCAAUCUGGCCACUAGCAAGCUGGAGACAAUGGAGACCUGGGUGGCACCCAAAAAGAACUUCAAGCUAACCACCCCUCCCAGCAGCACCUUCAGCAGGUUGCAGUUUGCAGAGAUUGGUACAGAGUGGGAUGCCAAAGAACGUAUGUUCCGAAACUUCGGCAGUCUGAUGGGUCCCAUGGAUGAGACGGUGGGAAUGCAGAAGUGGAGUAAGGGUCCUAAUGUCACCGUCACCGUCGUGUGGAUCGAUCCCACCAAUGUCAUCGCAGCCACUUAUGACAUUCUGAUUGACGCCAGCGCAGAGUUCACCCACUACCGCCCACCGCUCAACCAGCCGCUGCGGCCUGGUGUGUGGAGCGUCCGUAUCCUGCACCACUGGAGCCCUGUGGCAGAGAUGCACUUCCUUAUUGCCCCGUUGGCUUUUAAUAAGCACCAGCCCAUACGACAAGAGGAUACUCUGAAGCUCCACAACGGGCCAGAGAAGAACAGCUACAUGGAGCAGAGUUUCCACGGCCUCAACCCGGUGCUCAACAUCCCUGUCAGCCUGGGCUACGUGGAGCAGGCCAAGAGGAAUGCGGCCCUGACCGGCCCGGAGCUUGAGCGUUGGUUAGACAGCCUAGUGGGCGAGUUGUGGGAGGCAGCCGACGUCUGCGCCGUGGGCCCUACCGCCUGCCCUGUCAUGCAGGCCUGCCCCAAGAACCCUUGGAGCUCCCUGAGCCCAGACCCCAAGUCCCAACUGGGAGCACCACGGGCUGACGGUCGUAUCAGGUAGCAGCAGAGGCCACGGCACAGGAGAUUCACUGUUGAUUUUUAUUUAUUUAAGGGUUUUGUUGCAGGGGGGGGGGAGUGUGUGUGGGGGGGGUGAGGAUGUCUGGACAGAAUGAUUUUCACAUCCUCCCACGGGGUUCCUCCUUUUAGGGGAUUAUGCCGGCUUUGCUAUUUCAGUUUCUCAGUGUAUUUAUUUUUCUUCUCAUGGCUGAGUUUUACUGUGAUCAAACGUUGCAAUUUCUCGAGCAUUUAUUUUGCUGCUGAAUGAAUUAUGAAGUCAGCUUUUAAAGCCCUGCACGGGGCACAGCGGUCAUGUGAGUGAAUUGUCAACGCUGGUAUUAGAUGAUGGUCUGCUGCAAAAGGGCCUUAGCUGUAAGACAUAUAUAAGGAGGUACCCCCCUAAAUGUGCCUCCUUACAUGUAUGUCAACAUAAACUAGAUGAUAAUAAUAUCUGAGUGUUCAGAUACACUCAGUUACCACCAGUUGAAAAAAGAUUCUCAGAAACUUUGAACAACAAAGAUUUUAGGAUUAUUAAAACCAGUUACAUCAAAACUCUUGAGUGUCUGAUAGUUCACUGACUCAGUUUGUAAAUCAGUAGAAUAAAUCAGUAACAGCAGCACAACUUCUUUCAGUUCAGUGCCUGAUCAGGAUGUGGAACUGACAAAGACAACUGUGGCUGGGCAAACCAUCUGCUGCAGCCACACUGCGUAAAUAUGGGGAAAGAGAAAUGCAAAUACAGAGGCCUUCUCAGAGUAAUUAAAUCUAUUUGGAUUAUAAUAGAAUUUUAAUGUAGACAUUUUAGUGUUCUAAAUUCAUAAAUGUAUCAUUUGUGGUUGUUGUACAAUAGUAUUUUAAGGCUUAACAUUCACAUAGUGUAGGUUUUCUUUAAUAAAACCCAGAUGUCGUGACAGGCAGGGGACAAAGAGAGAAUUGUUUUGUCCGUCUUGGUUUUCUUACCAAUCUGCCACAAACUUGAAACACAAUUAUCUCAAGCAGACCUUAAAUUCUCAUCCGUGUUCUCGCUGUGAUGUUUUUUGUUUUGUUUUUUUUACUUUCAGUCAUUUCAAUGACACUUUAUGUUGUACAUGGUUAUACAUGAAGUCUCAAAAACUGUGUGAAUGAGGGGGUGAGUCCAGGAGUCGCUAUUUAUUUCUAAGUUUAUAUUAAUACUGAUAUUUUUAGUCAGUGACUAAAUAACUGCAACGCUGCCUUGGCAGCAUGAUAAAUAUUUUUUUGUAAAGAAAGCCGCCUUUAUUUACAAAGGCCAACUCCCCAUUAAUUAUGCUGUACCUUUUUAUGGCCCCUUACCUGCGUGUUAGUCAGUGUUGUCCUGUCUGAAUAGAUCUUCUUGUCUUGGUUUCUUACAUGGCUGUUUGCCAAGUGCAUCACAACAGAAAGCCACCCUGACCUGUGAGGUCAGAGGUGAGCUACCCAACAGCCUUGCCAAACAGAGAAGAUGAACAGAAACUCUCUUCACAGCUAAACACAUUCGACAACGUCUGGAUCGAAGGAGAAACUGUGCGUUUUGGUGUUUAAUGGGUCCUGUCAGUUUCAGAAUGAUCAUGAGUGGUAGUGAUCUUCAUGCUGUGACGAUAAUGUACAAUUUCAAGUGAGUAUUAUAUUGUGUCUUGAUUGCAAAAUGCAUCAUUUAUUAGAUUGGGUCCAUGGCACCUUUUUCAACUCUUAUCUACAUUGGAAGUACCUUUUCUGCCAUUAAGACAAUCUCUGGACAUUUGAGACAACACUGAGGGUAGCACUGUACCCCAACACAUACUAAACAAGAGGUACAGUCCGAUAUUUGUUUUACUUUGAAAAAAGUUUCAUCUGAAGCCAAUUAGGAGUUCAAUCUGUGAUUGUCAACAUUGUUUAGCCACCAUAUGCGCUAAGUGAGUGUUUUUGCACAGGCUAAUUAAGAGACAUUACUGUUCAUUAAUGUCAAGUUCACCUUGCCUCUCUGUUGGAUGUGUCGAUUAUAAUUGCUAUCACUCCCUCCCUCUCAAAACACAGUUUCUGGGGUUGUGCUGUAAAGGACUAUUUUUGUUUUUCACUGGCCGGCUUCUGCUGCCAACUUUUAAAUUACAGUGCCACCGUGCUCAGAGCAGUUACUUCACACGAUACAUAUUAUUAUGUGAGCUCAAUGACAAUUUUGGAAAAGGUGAAUUAAAUAAGUGUAACUCAUUGUGGAAGUCCUAUUUUGUAACAAAAUGAUUAACAAAUGAAGAAGGUGUACAUAGGUAUUUUGUAUUGAAAUAUUGUUUAAAAGGUAUUGUACAUGUAAAUACAGAAGUGGUUAAAUGACAUUGAAUUAUUAAGAGUUUUUGAAGUGUCAAUAACUGGGCACAAAGAGUGAAUUGAUGGUGUUUAUUGAUCAAAAUACAUAACCUGUUUCAGUGUUUUUGGACAGCUGUGACGACAACCGUGUCCUAUUUGCCUCAGAGAAAAUCACAUGCCAGAUUGUUGUUGUACUUGCUGGAAUGUAAUGUUGAGCAACUGUUGCACAAAUUUCUCUGAACUGACGUUUCCCCUAUUAUUUUUUUCCGGGGGGGCUCUGUGUGCCUUAGCUGACUUUUAGAACCUUCUCUGUCCAUUAAAAGAAAAAAACUUAUUUUGAUAUUUGAUUUGAUCUUAUGUGAAGAAUACCAUGAGUUUGUUGAGUGAGUCACUGGUACUGCAACACCAAAAAGAUGUCUGCUGUUGUAAAUAUCAUCUGGCCUUCUGUCUUGAUCAGCUUUUAUUUUGUUCUUCCCUUUGGGGGAUUUUGUUUAGUUGUAUUUGACUGGCUUGUUUUACUUUUCUCUGACUGCUUUUUGGAAAUAAAAUUCUAUGGAAAAACA